AUGACUCGAUUCAGACCGUGUAUAGACCUGCACGCCGGGCAGGUCAAGCAAAUCGUCGGCGGCACGCUGGACAGCACGACGUCGGAGCUUAAGACCAACUUCGUGUCGACGCACCCUCCUGCCUAUUUCGCAAAGCUGUACCGGGACAAUGACCUCACCGGGGCCCAUGUGAUUAUGUUGGGGCCCGGCAACACCGAGGCUGCUAGGGAGUCGCUCAAGGCGUGGCCCCGUGGGCUGCAGGUCGGCGGAGGCAUCAACGACAAGAACGCAAAGGAGUGGAUUGAGGCCGGCGCCGAGAAGGUCAUCAUCACUUCUUACCUCUUCCCCGACGGUCAAUUCAGCCAGGAGAGGCUGGAUGCCGUUCUCGAGGCUCUGGGAGGUGACAGGGACAAGCUUGUCAUCGACCUCAGCUGUAGGAGGCGCGGGGACGACAGCUGGUUUGUGGCCAUGAACAAGUGGCAGACCAUCACGGACAUGGAAGUUAAUCAAGAGUCCAUCAAGAAGCUGGAGCCGUAUUGCUCCGAGUUUCUAAUUCACGCAGCGGACAACGAGGGUCUGCAAAAGGGCAUCGAUGAGAAGCUUGUGGAGAGGCUGGCUGAGUGGUGCAGCCUGCCUGUGACCUACGCAGGUGGUGGCAGGAACCUCGAGGACCUGGAGAUGGUGAAGAAGCUGAGCAAGGGCAAGGUGGACCUGACGAUCGGUAGCGCGCUCGACUGUUUCGGUGGCAACGGUGUCAAGCUUGAGGAGUGCGUGGAGUGGAACAAGAAGCAACAGGCGUAA
Messenger RNA from Colletotrichum truncatum, 780 nucleotides. Its product is annotated as phosphoribosylformimino-5-aminoimidazole carboxamide ribotide isomerase. Gene Ontology annotation, cellular component: cytoplasm. Lineage: Eukaryota; Fungi; Ascomycota; Sordariomycetes; Glomerellales; Glomerellaceae. The record is from RefSeq and is a predicted model, not a curated record. Gene Ontology annotation, biological process: L-tryptophan biosynthetic process; L-histidine biosynthetic process. Gene Ontology annotation, molecular function: 1-(5-phosphoribosyl)-5-[(5-phosphoribosylamino)methylideneamino]imidazole-4-carboxamide isomerase activity.